CUUCUGAGUACUAGGCUUUUUAAGAAAUUUGUAGGUACUCCUCGUUGUUUAAGUGCUUCGAAGUCUUUCAAUCUUCCAGCGCAAGCAGAAAAAGGGAUGAGUCCGUGACACUAGAACGACUUUGAUGAACACUUUUGGUCUUCGCUUUUCAACGACUUGAUCUGAGGGUAGACAUAUCUCUUUGAUCUGCAUCUGUGUGUUGCGCGAGCACUGGCUCCAAAUUAAUAUACGACGACAUUGCUCGACGUCUUGUCAUUUUCCCCAUUACUUCUGCUGGAACUUUUACUUUUACUUUUCAGAAACAGAGGACCACCCAUUAAUAUGGCGGCCGCAAGCACCAGUAGUAGUAGCGCGCCUACACGCAGCAACGCCGCCGAAAUGGAGGACAUUGCGAACGGAACUAGGCAAGAUGGUGCUCCUCGCGAACCCACCGUGCCAGAUUUGCUGAUCAGUUACAAGGGGAAAUACCAGGAUUGGAUCGACAAAGUCAAGGAGGUCUCCUACAGAAAUAUGGAGAUCAGCUGCGCUACUAGAGUUCUGGAUGCGCAGGUAAGUGCGUAACAAGUAUGGCAAUUAGAUGCUGAGUCCAUGAUAGCGCUAAAUGCUUGUUGCGCUGGUCUGAUCCAGGUGCUGAUGAUCAGUGCCGGCCGUUGGUUCUGAAAUAACGGAGCCGCUCUCCACUUGUUUCGCAGUGGCGACGGUGAGGUCGUGAGCAGUAGUCUUUUUUUCUACAUGAAAAACCACACUCGUCGCAUGGUCAGUCCAUUGCCGGAGUAUUAAAAUGAAAACUAAGAAAACAAUAUAACAGAUCAAUCUCUGGCAGUUUUUUGCCACUCGGCCAGUUGCGCGCGAGCGAAAGAAGUCCCUACCAGGUGACGUGCGUCGGGUUAUCCGUGCCUUUCUUGGGCAAGCAGGUCCGAGUGAGACCACUGGCGCACUGGGAGCCGAAGUCGCGACGGAGACAGCUCGAGCAACUGACCGGUUGCGUGCUAUCCAGUACUAUGAAGGGCUCAUCCUUGCCGCAGCGCGGAGGGGCGCAGAAGAGUUCAUCAUCACAGAGGAAAUCGCUGAGGCGGCGCCCGUAGACAAGGAAGGCGAUUCGAUCGAUCCCCAGAUCGUCGCGUGUUAUUUGGAUCGAAAAGGUUACAAAGCUCUAGACGCAGAAGGCAACGAGAUAUCGACGGAGAAGAUAAGUCGCUUUCGAAAUGUUGACAUGCCCCUGCCGUACACUGUUUCAUGGGAAGCAGGUUUCUAUUGCGGACCCUGGGCUUGCACGGAGGACCAACUGGACUACAUUGACGCCGUUCGCGAAGGAAAACCGAUAGUCGGUUGGAGACACGCCGAUGCCUCGAGCAAGGAUUGGAAGCAGUCUGCUGAAAUAGAAAGUUUGUCAUCGUUUGAAAAAUGUUUCAUAAAGGCAAUAGAAACGGCGGCCGCAAAAGCGCAUAAAGCCAUCUGCGAUCUCGCUUUGAAGACUUUUUCGGAAGGUAAAGGAGAGUGUGUUGUUGAUGAGGAAGUCUGGGAAACGGUGUCGUCCGAAUGUCUCCUUUCCGAACAGAGACGCCCGCCACUCUUUAAACGCGACGUCAAGCGUUUUGCGCUUACCAACAAGGACAAAUUUGCCGACCUUGUUCCGAGCGUAGCGGAGCGACUAAGCAGCAAGACGCCAGGCCUGCUGGCUUUGUUUCAGGAACAGGAACGGGACCCUAAUCUAGAAGAGGCAGCUUGGAUCCGUUUACGUCAGCGCGGAGAAGUUGAGCCGCGUCUUCCAAUUCGCCUCCGACCGCGCUUGGACUCUUCGUCAGCAUUGCGCGACGCAACUUUGCACGGGGGCAUGCGGAACCGUAUCUAGAACUAGAAGUAGAAAAAUGUUGCCAAGUAGCGUAGGGGUACAGCAGAGGUGAGGCAGGUUCAUCUCUGUCUCUGAUGUGAGCGGUGGCAUCGCAUGAAAGAAAAAGGACGAUGACGACAUCAAAGACGAUAUAACAACCGCGAAUAGACGUAAAUGCGGCACGAAUUAUGCCGGCUCCUACUAAUAACAUGCCAGCUAUUAAUAUUCUCACGAUGGACCGGGGGGCUGAGAUUCUCUCUUCAUCGACUGAUCCGCCUGCAAACGAUUCAAAGAAACGACCGUGUACAGACGCACAUGGAGGACGCAUGUGUUCCAGCUGAGCAGUUAUCUUCUUUUAAAUGUUCUUG
Amoebophrya sp. A120 is the source of this 2199-nucleotide messenger RNA. The record is from the annotation of a GenBank genome assembly. Lineage: Eukaryota; Dinophyceae; Syndiniales; Amoebophryaceae.